CUAAGUGGUGAGGAGUAGGACAGCUUUGUCGUGCACCUAACACCAUGGAUGACUACCCGAUGUACGGUGUGCUCGUGGGGUUCUCCCUCUGGGGGACCCUCUGGCGUCUCCUCUUUCCAUUGGGGUUUUGGAACACCUUUACGUGCAGAGUAGAGACCAGGGGCGGUGUUAGUACCACUCCCUACACCCCGGAGCAGGAGGAGGAGGCUGCGAGAACCUUGGCUGAGCAGAAGGCCAGAACAAAGAAGGAGGUAGUGAAGCAGGCCAAGAAGUUGUCCUUGUUGCAGGAGCAAGCCGUAAAGAAAAAGAAGUUGGAAGAAGAGCUGAAAAGGUUGAAGGAGGAGGAAGAAAAGUUGAAAGCAGAGGAGGAAAAAGAAGAAGAAGAAGAGAAAAAGGUGGAAAAAGAAUUGCCCCUGAUUAGAAGAAGUAUCAGGGAAAGAGGAGAGACAAGUGGCACAAAGAAAGAGGAUUCCUCGCUGGAGAAGAAGGUUUUUGAAUGGGUUGCUAAUGUGUCUUUGGGAGAAGAGGAGAAGCCGAUGUUGUAUGUUCCCAGGGAAGAACAGGAGGCGGUUGUUAAGGAAUUGGAAGCCGAGGAAGAUCCUCUCAAACAACAGACGAUAGAGGAGGAGAAAAAGUUGUUAUGGAAGCUGCGUCUGACCAGGGAGAGGAAGAAGAGGAUGGAAGCGGCAAGUAAGGCGGCGAAAGAACUGGAGGAGGUGAAGCAGCAAAGGGUGCAGAUGGAGGCACAGGCAGAUUUGCAAGGAAAGAUGGAGGCGAUGGCGAGAAACAUAGAACGCCUGGCGCAGGCUCAGGAGGAGCAGUACCAAUUUGGAAGGAGUCAGGAUAUGGUCGUGCGAUCGAUACAAUUGGGGUUUCGAGAGUUCGCACGCGAAAUGUUAAUGCACGUGGGCUCAGAAGUACAGACGAGAUUAGAGGGCACAAUGCGAUUCUGCACAGGUGCCAUAGAAGGCGCAAAGUUGGCUGCACCAAGAGAGGAAGAAGCUCGUCCCCGUAGGGAGCCUGUUAAAGUGAAGUUCCCUGAUUCCUACAGUGGGAGGAAGGAGGAGAACUUCGAUAACUGGGAGGCAAAUGUGAGCUCCUACGUGCAUCUUCAAAGGAUAUCGCCUGACGAACAUGUUCUCAUAGCCUUCCAUGCGCUCAGGGACGAAGCAGCGAGCUUCGCCCGGUCGCUUUGUCACGCCGCUAAGUGCGAUAACAAUAUGGUUGCCUAUUCUGCAAUCACCCCUCUCAUUGGUCAACUUGUUUUACCGUGCCAUGCCCCAGUGUUGCGCGGGCACUUCUUUGAGAAGAAUACAGAGUCUACCAUGACCUACGAUACCCUGAGUAGGGAAGUGGUAGCGUAUGAGGUGCAGUCCAUGUCAGUUUCCACUUUCUGGCACAAGGACUUGGACAAGGGCAAGAAGUGGAAAGGUCAUACCAUCUCAGGUCAGGUUAAGAGCAAGGAUCACUUGAUCCUUACCUUAGAUGAGGGUGGUAUGGAGGAGGUCCCAUAUGAUAAGAUAGAGUGGGGUCUCGAAGAGGAUGAUGGUAGUCUGGGUCAGGCAAGGACUUACGCUACUGUCGCGGCUGGAGGGAGGCCGCAAGGAAGAGGAAGAGGCCAGGGCCAAGAGGGUCGGGCCUCUGGUGGUCGUGGACAGGGCGAUCAGGGGGUUGGCGGCAGAGGAGACCGCCAAGCAGGAGGUAGGGGUCAAGGUCCCUCGCAAAACCGCUCUCGUUAUACACGGUCACCUCCCGGGAGGGGUGGAUGGCACCCUGACUUGCCGCAGGGCAGGCGAGAAGAUUUGGACUUAGAACAGAUAGUGUGGCAGCGUCGCAUAGACCAGGAUCAGUGCAUUUACUACGGUGAUCCCGGGCAUAUUAUAAAAUAUUGCCCCAAGAAUAGAGAAGCCAGAUUUGUUGCACAGGCAGCAAAAGGCAACCGUCGGUAGGGGUUGCAACUGCCCCUAUC
Messenger RNA from Chara braunii, 1969 nucleotides. NCBI's taxonomy places the organism in Eukaryota, Viridiplantae, Streptophyta, Charophyceae, Charales, Characeae. The record is from the annotation of a GenBank genome assembly.